Molecule: messenger RNA, 699 nt
Organism: Polyodon spathula (Mississippi paddlefish)
Lineage: Eukaryota; Metazoa; Chordata; Actinopteri; Acipenseriformes; Polyodontidae
Product: sodium/iodide cotransporter-like
Exons: 7
Coding region: 1-699 (232 amino acids)
Biological process (GO): iodide transmembrane transport; sodium ion transport
Cellular component (GO): membrane
Molecular function (GO): symporter activity
Source: RefSeq, a predicted model, not a curated record
AUGACGGCUCUGCUUGUGAACCAGGUCGGGCUGUGUCUCAUAGUCAGCAGUGCUGUCACCUGCGGGAUUGUCAUGUUCGCUCUCUACAGGAAGUGUGAUCCUCUGAAGGCGGGGCUAAUCUCCGCUGCCGACCAGUUCAUGCCCUUUCUGGUACUGGAUAUCUUCGCAGACUACCCUGGUGCUCCAGGACUUUUCCUAUCUUGUGCCUACAGUGGGACUCUCAGGUAUUGCAUCUCUGUUGUGACUCUCUUACACCUAAAAGGUGAAGGAUAUAUGGAGGAUAUUCUCAAACCCCGCCUCCUCAGCGUGUCACAGAAGAGACUUGUGCUCAUCUACAAAGGGCUGACCCUGUUCUAUGGCAUAGCCUGCAUCACAGUCGCUGCGCUUACUUCCCUGGUGGGCGGGGGGGUGCUGCAGGGAUCGUUCACAGUGAUGGGGAUAAUCGGGGGAUCCCUGCUCGGUGCAUUCAUCCUUGGCAUGUUCAUCCCGGCCUCCAACACCCUUGGUGUGUUCGCCACUAUAGUAGUUGGGUUCGGUAUUUCAUUUUGGGUCGGGAUUGGGGCGAGUCUGUACCCUCCUGACCCAAAGGUUUUGGGGGUGCUGCCCAGCUCAGCUGACCACUGCCCCCUGCUGUUGACGGGCAACACCACAUUCAACGGCAGCCUGGUUGCGGAGACCUCACUGGCAGGAGAGAGGUGA